Geosmithia morbida is the source of this 3786-nucleotide messenger RNA. Its product is annotated as nucleoporin POM152. The record is from RefSeq and is a predicted model, not a curated record. Gene Ontology annotation, molecular function: structural constituent of nuclear pore. The transcript is spliced from 3 exons. Gene Ontology annotation, biological process: protein import into nucleus; nuclear pore organization. Gene Ontology annotation, cellular component: nuclear pore transmembrane ring. Lineage: Eukaryota; Fungi; Ascomycota; Sordariomycetes; Hypocreales; Bionectriaceae. The coding region runs from base 1 to 3786 and encodes 1261 amino acids.
AUGAACGACGCGACUCCCCGACUGCGGUCCGGGUUCCCAGCAACCCCGAGAUCCGCCCACAGACGAGAUGCAGCAUCCCAUUAUCAGAAGACGCCCGAAUCGAUCAGCUCGACGUCGUCAUUCGGCGGUGGUCGCUCCUCAGCCAAGCCGGCCGCUCUGCCUCUGGCUCCCGAGAAUGCUCCCGCCCACGCCCACACCAGCCAACCCUUGAUACCCUUGACCGUCCUCGAUGCGCCCCAGCAGCGUCUGUACGCCUUUUGUGUAUACACUCUUCUCUGGGCCUGGAAACUGUACGACUGGGCCGAUGUAGCUGAAGAAGGGGUCGGGUCUUGGUCCAAUUUUGCCAAAUGGGUCGUAAUCGACUUCGCCUUUCUGUUCCUGCUGCCAGAGCUCAGGAUCCCCUGGCUAGAGCUGUCGCAGUCCGUUGUCAUCGGACUCUACGGUGCACACAUUGUCAUUGACUGGUUUCUCAUGUUUCUCAUCCCUAUCCCCAUCCUCUCUUGGCUACUCGCUUUCGUCAAAGUCCUCUACGAUCGAGAGAUUUCAAUCUCGGAACACAAUGUCAAGGUCUCCAGCAUUCUCAAUAACCACUCCCUCAUUAUGGGAAAGCAAAUCAUCAACAUUUUGCCUGAGGGCUCGGCCGUCCUCAACCCCGACCACGAAUCCAUGUGCCUGUCGCCCAAGUCGAGGUCGAGCCUGGCACUUCCCAUCAUCUUUAAUGCCACGGUGCCCGCCGAGAUUGAGAUUAUUCGCAUCGACAUAUCCACCAACAAGGAAGAGGUCAUCAAGAUUCCCAACCGCGAGGUGAACAAGAUCGCCAAGAUGGUCCGAAACCAGAACGCCGACCCUGGCAGCGAUGGUUUCCGUUGGGACUACACCGUCAAGAAGCCCGGAAUAUACCGACUCGGAAAGGUUCUGGACGAGUACAAGCUCGAGGUGCAGAGGUCGAACAAGGACACCUACGUCGUCCCUUGCCCGCAGGCCAAGAUUCUCAGCACCCUCUCUGACGAUCGCUGCGUCCAGGACUUGUCUGAUCUGUCGCUCGAGGUAAGCGGUGUGCCGCCGUUGAAGAUCGUGUAUAGUCGCACAAUCAACGGCAAGAACCACAGUUUCCACUUCCAGAGCCUGCAGCCGGACGGCUUCUCCUCACCCCUACUGGGUUCAGCUGCCCCUGAAGACGGUCAGGACAUGACUUGGGUACGUCCCAGCAAAGUCUUCGUCGGGUUGAACGAGUCAAUGACCUCUUCUGGUGAUUGGGAGUACACGGUCGACGAGGUCCACGACGCUUUCGGCAACGUUGUCAAAUACGACGUGCCAGAAGACGACAAGAAAUCGGCCCUCGCUCACAAGUUCACCGUCAAGGAGCGUCCCAAGAUCCGUAUGCAGGGAUGCGACCUCAGAAACGCCCUCAAGAUCGCCAAGGACCGCACCGCACCUCUUCCCGUCAGCUUCAGCAUGGCCGGCCAGCUGGCCGACACGUCCCACCAGAUCAGCUGGGCCUUUUCUCCCAUCGAUUCCCUGACUAGCAGCGGAGAUCACGGAGAUAAGGUUUCGCACGGCAGUCACACGGCACGCAACUCUCGGGACCGCCCCAUGGUAUCCGCGCCCGGCCUGUACACGCUCAAGUCCGUUACUAGCGGUCGCUGCGAUGGCCAGGUUGAGGAGCCGUCAUCGUGCCUGGUUCUGAACCCUCUCGAGCCUCACCUGUCCAUCAGGACCGAGGACAUCUCAGACAAGUGUGCGGGCAACUCGAUCGGUCUCCGCGUAGACCUAGAUCUUGUCGGCACGCCUCCCUUCAUUGUGCACUACGACAUUACCAACGACGACGGCGAGGUGGAGAAACGGAGUCACACGGUGCGUGGGCUUAGGUCGCAGCUCGAGUUUGUUCCCAAGAUGGCCGGGCGUCACAAGUACACCUUCAGGUCUGUCGACGACGACGUUUACAAGAACAUACCCGUCACCGGUGACGACAAGACUCUCGAGCAGGUUGUCAAGCCCGCAGCCUCUGCCCUCAUAGCGUCCCACGAUAGAGUCAUUAGCGCAUGCCUCGAGUCCGAGGUCGAGACGGAGGUGUACAUGUUUGGCGACCCUCCGUUUACGCUUGAGUGGGAGCUCGUCCACGAGGGGCGCCGCCAGACCCAACGCGUCGCCGAUAUCUACGACCGCAGCUACAAGAUCAAGACACCUACUCUCACCAAGGGCGGCGAGUAUGUGCUCGCCCUGAGCAGCGUCCAAGACAUUCGCGGCUGCCGCACCUUCCUCCAGGACCAGCUCAAGAUUGCAGUCCGCCGACAGAGGCCCAGAGCCGCCUUUGGCGUGCUGGAUAAGACCCGCUCCAUCAUGGCCGUUGAGGACACGCCGAUCCGCCUGCCGCUGCGGCUCCAGGGUGAGGGACCCUGGAAGGUUCAGUACCGCAAUCUCAACGACAGCAGCAGCUCGCCGGUUGAGAAGUCGCUUGACAGUCCCAACGGCCACCUCCUCAUCCGGUCGCGUGGCAUCUGGGAGAUCACCAGCGUCUGGGACAACCAGUGUCCCGGGAUGGUCGACACAGCUGCGUCCACCUUUGCCGUCGACUGGUUCCCCAAGCCCCAGCUGUCCCUGAUCGAGUCCGAGAGUGCGGUGGCCAGCGCCGGCAAUGUCUUUGUCAAGAAAGACGUUUGCGAGGGAGACAUUGAUGGAUUUGAAGUCAGUCUUCAAGGCGCCGCCCCUUACCAUGUUCAGUACGAAGUCAAGCACAAGCCCACAUCCGGUUCUGGGUCGCUCAGCCGCAAGAGCUUCGACGCGGCUCUGUCCAAGGCUGCCAUCUCAAUGGACACGACCAAGGCGGGCGACUACACGUAUAAGUUUCACGGACUGGCCGAUAACCUGUACAACAUGGACAAGUCGUUCAACCCGCUGGUAGUGCAGCAACAUGUCAACGCCAAGCCGGCAGCUUCGUUUGCCAAGCCGGGACAGUCGUUCAAGUUCUGCACCGAGGAGCAGGAGCACGAGGAUACGAUCCCGAUCAAGCUCAGCGGCGUGGCCCCGUUCUACGUGGAGAUCGAAGUGAAACACCAAGCCGGUAUGGCGCCCGAAACAUACAGCAUCCCAUCAAUCAACACCAAGUCGUUCAGCAUGCAGAUCCCGCGCCAGCACCUGCGUCUGGGCAGCCAGCACAUCCGAAUCCGACGUGUCCGCGAUGCGCGCGGCUGCCAGCAAAAGUACGACGUGGGCGGCCCGUCCGUGCAGAUCCAGCUCUACGACGCGCCGUCCAUAUACCCUCUCGAAUCCCGACAGGACUACUGCGUGGGCGAGCGCAUCGCCUACACCCUGUCCGGCACGCCUCCAUUUGACGUGACGUACGACUUCAACGGCCGGUGGAACGCCAAGUCGCAGACGACGAGCUUCCGCCGCGUGGCCGAAAAGCCGGGUGAGUUCACCAUCACCAGCGUGGCGGACAAGGCGAGCGAGUGCCGCGCGGCCGUUAAGCUGCCCAAGACGAUCCACCCUCUCCCCAGCGUGCAGAUCAGCCAAGGAAAGCAGUCUCGCGUGGACAUCCACGAGGGAGGCGAGGUGGACAUGGUGUUUGAUUUCUGGGGCACACCUCCGUUCGAGUUUACGUACACGCGUAGCUCAAAUGCGCAGAGAGGCCAGAAGAGCACGAUUCUCGAGACGAGACACGAUGUGUCGUACGAUCACCAGAAGGUGGUCAAGGCUAGUCAGGAGGGUACGUACGAGGUUGUGGCUAUCAAGGAUCGAUUCUGCUCGUUUUCGACGCAGCAGGCUGUUCGGAAGGAGGUGAGAUAG